Messenger RNA from Prorocentrum cordatum, 591 nucleotides. The record is from the annotation of a GenBank genome assembly. NCBI's taxonomy places the organism in Eukaryota, Dinophyceae, Prorocentrales, Prorocentraceae.
GGGGCGGAGCAGUUUGCCGAGACGGGCGGCGUCGACCGCGCCGUCACGUGGAACAACAUGGCGUGCUGUUGCAGGAGAGUCGGCAAGAUCCGGGCGGCGGUGAACUUCUUGAAGCGCGCGCCCCAGGCGGAGGAGCACAGAUACGGCGCCGAGGCGGCGCAGACGCACCUCAACCUGCGCGCCACUCUUUCGCAGCUUCGCUGCCACGACGCCGCCAUAUUCCUCGCGCAGUGCGCCCCCAUCCGCGUCUACGAGAUGCUGUCGCCCUCCAUCAUGGUUGGCGAGCUCGGUGGGGCGAAGGAGGCGAGCUCGGAGCCGAAGGAGGCCGUCACCGCGUUAUGCAUCGCGUACCACAACCUUUCGGGCCUUGCCCGCGAGCCGCGACCCACGAACAUAACCAAGUCCUCCAUAGAGGCAAUCCAGGUCAGGCUUCCUGCUGCACCAGCUGCGCCGAGGCGAGCGGUCGAGCUCCCGAAGAGGCUCCCGGGCGGCGACCGGACGAUGGGCGCCCAUGCCGACGGAGUGCACGCGGGCGCCGCCGACGACGAGUUCCCCAAGGGCCCCGCCGCGGCGGAGGCGCCGCAGGCGUGA